AUGCACCGGGUGGCCAUGGCGGAGGGCGGCGGCGCCGGCGGGGGGAGGACGCUGGGGGCCGUCAUCCGGGAGAAGGACGAGGAGCUGGCGUUCUUCCUCGAGAUGCGCCGCCGCGACAAGGAGCGGGCCGGCGCCGCCGCUGACAUGCUGCUCGCCGCCGACGGCGAGGACGCGGACGCGGACGGGCUGCUGCUGCUCGACCCCUCCCCGCCGCCGCCUCCGCCGCAGCCACCAGCCGGUAAGGACGACGAGCCCCGACGCACGCUCCCUGUCCGGACCCGUCCGGACCCCUGUCGGGGAUUUUGCUGCCGUUUUCUCCCCCCUUUGGCGAAAACCCUAGCUUAUCCAUUUUGGUCCGGGUUUAUGGGCGCAGAGCCCAGGGCGGCGCCGGCGCCGGCGUACAGGAUGGCCGGCGGGUUCAGGCGGGCGCCCGGCGGGGCCGACGACUUCCUCCACUCCGACGCCGGGGACAAGAGCGACUACGACUGGCUUCUCACUCCACCUGGAACUCCACUCUUCCCAUCUCAUGAAGCUGCGCCAAAAAGGUCUCCGGUGAGCCAAACAGGAUCACCAAAGACUCGCCAGAACUCCUUGAAAUCAAGGUUGGCCAAUCAUCCAGAUCCUCCAUCAAGAACCACACAUCCAUUGAGAACAACAUCAUCAAACAGCUUAAACUCAGCUGCGACAACUCGUCGGCCGACAUCAUCUGGAGGGCUUACGUCUAAUUCUUCAAGACCUUCAACACCAACUGGACGUGCUGCAUCGACCGCCACAUCCAAAGGUUCAAGACCUUCAUCUCCCAAUGCUCGGGCAACUCUGCCUGCCAAGACUGCACCUACUGCCCCAAGAUCGUCGACGCCCACUUCCAGGUCAACACUCCCUUCAACAAGGUCAGCACUGCCUUCAUCAAGGUCAACAACUCCAUCAAGGACAUCUGGCCCUGCUACUGCUACCAGGACAUCUGGCCCUGCUGCUGCUACCAGGACAUCUGGCCCUGCUGCUGCUACCAGGACAUCUGGCCCUGCUACUGCUACCAGGACAUCAGUUCCUUCAGGCAGAGCAUCAGCACCUGCUAGCAGAUCAUCAACGCCUACUUCAAGAUCAUCAAUGCCUGCUACUAGGUCAACUACACCUUUGUCAAGGCCCUCCUUACCAGCACAAAGCAAGCCUGCAUCAAGGUCAUCAACCCCAACAAGGCGGUCUUCUGCCCCUCCUACCCACGCCCAGCACAGUAACUUGCCCGGACCAGUUCGAUCCUCCUCAAUCUCUAGACCAGGACCUACAAUGCCCAAAAGUUCUGCAUUGCCAGCAACAACAACAGCGCCAGCACCUUCAAGGGGCAGCUCACCUACUGUCAAAUCAAGACCAUGGAAACCAUCUGAAAUGCCUGGCUUCUCACUUGAUGCACCUCCAAAUUUGAGGACGUCGCUACCGGAAAGACCAACCUCUGCUACUCGGGGUAGGCCUGGCGCACCUAGUUCUAGAUCUUCCUCUGUGGAGCCUGGGCCAGCUGCUCGACCGAAACGCCAGUCUUGCUCUCCUUCAAGAGGGAGGACAUCAAAUGGCAGUGUGCCUUCAGGGAGUUCCAUGCCGGCAGUGAGAAGAUCACAUCUUAACGGAGGUGACAGCGUGAACCCAGUUCAGAUGGGCAAUAAGAUGGUUGAGAGGGUAGUGAACAUGAGAAGACUAGCUCCUCCAAAACAUGAUGAUCAAAGAUCCAGUCUCAAUAGUUUGUCUGGAAAAUCAUUAAAUUCUCCAGAUAGCUCUGGCUUCGGUCGGUCACUGUCAAAGAAGUCACUGGACAUGGCACUUCGGCACAUGGACAUACGGCGCAGCAUUCCAAACAAUCUACGGCCUCUUAUGACGAGCAUUCCAGCAUCAUCUGUGCAUAGCGGCCGGUCUGGAUCCACAAGGGGCAGACCGAUAAGUGUAUCAGACUCCCCUCUUGCAACUAGCAGCAACGCCAGCUCGGAGCCGAGCGUCAACAACAACCUGAUGUGCUUUGACAGCAUCGACAUUGACGAUGAGCUGUGCAGCGAUAGAGCAGGACAUUAUGCACGAUGA
Molecule: messenger RNA, 2064 nt
Organism: Triticum turgidum subsp. durum (durum wheat)
Lineage: Eukaryota; Viridiplantae; Streptophyta; Magnoliopsida; Poales; Poaceae
Source: the annotation of a GenBank genome assembly